AUGGUUCCGACGGGAAAUUAUAAACAACUUUGCCUCCCCGAAUGUGAGAACUGGCCCUCAGAUCUUUGGAUAAAAUGCUUCAAUGUCAUGAGUAUUCCGUCAGGGUUAGCAUUCGUCAAAAUUAACGAGGGCCGUUUAAAAUAUCCAGACAGUUCUCCAACCACCACAAGCACGGUCUGCGCUCUCCCGUCCUCUGAAGACGACGAAAAUCAAACGCUGAUGCCUGAGAAUGAAAAUCAAUCAGGUUGCAACCCUGGUGCUAAUGAUGAUAUCCCGAGACAGAUUCCUCUGAAUCAAGAGCAAGAGAAUGGACUGUUGAAGAGGAUAUGGAAGGCUUUUUUGGACGGCUGUGGAGCCUUUAAAAACUUUACUUAUGGCGUACUACGAUAUUUUUUUAGUGGAGGUAAUUAA
Messenger RNA from Pocillopora meandrina, 411 nucleotides. The record is from the annotation of a GenBank genome assembly. Lineage: Eukaryota; Metazoa; Cnidaria; Anthozoa; Scleractinia; Pocilloporidae.